Molecule: messenger RNA, 1782 nt
Organism: Hyla sarda
Lineage: Eukaryota; Metazoa; Chordata; Amphibia; Anura; Hylidae
Gene: BHLHE23
Product: basic helix-loop-helix family member e23
Exons: 1
Coding region: 698-1378 (226 amino acids)
Molecular function (GO): protein dimerization activity
Source: RefSeq, a predicted model, not a curated record
UCCAGGACUAGCAGCAGACCAGGAUAUAGCCAUACCAUGAGACUGCCAAGAAAAGCACAGCUGUGAGGGCUGACUGGCACCAGCUGUACCCGGUGAGGUUGGCACUGCACAGCUGCUGUACCUGGUGAGGUUGGCACUGCACAGCUGCUGUACCCGGUGAGGUAGGCACUGCACAGCUGCUGUACCCGGUGAGGUAGGCACUGCACAGCUGCUGUACCUGGUGAGGUUGGCACUGCACAGCUGCUGUACCCGGUGAGGUUGGCACUGCACAGCUGCUGUACCCGGUGAGGUUGGCACUGCACAGCUGCUGUACCCGGUGAGGUUGGCACUGCACAGCUGCUGUACCCGGUGAGGUUGGCACUGCACAGCUGCUGUCCAUGGAAGACAUUCUGCUGAAGUGUUAGAAGACGACAGACUGCCAUAGUGAAGAGGCUGUGCACAGAAAGUACUGGUGGUGGGCAGAGCAAUACAUGGUGACUGGUGAAGCUGGCACUAGCUACAGCAGAUGAGGGUGAAGCUGGCAGUGGACAAGACAGUGGGCAGAACUGUGCAUUGUGACGCCGGCAGUGGGCAGAGCAGUUGAAGGUGAGACUGGCAGUGAGCAGAGCACUGACUGAUAGUGGGCAGAGAAGGGUUUGUUGGCACAGAGCAAGAUUACUGCCCAGCGCUGCCCCACACACUUCUGCUCCAUGUAUUUAUGAGUGUCGGGGAGGGAGCUGCACAGGGGAUGGCUGAUCUCAAAUCUGUCCCGGCUGAUGCCUACAUGUCCCUGGCACAGUCCUAUGGGCAGAGCUUCUAUGGAGCUCUCCGUGGUGCUGAAUCCGCGCGCAAUUACGCAGGAGGACCUCCCGUGUUAGACUUCACCGCCGGCUCCAGGGACCGGUCUGGGGACAGCAGCGAUGACCAGACCGGCGACGACGACGACAGCUUCGACCCCACAAAGAGCAGCCCAACCUAUGACAACGAGGGCAAACUUACCGCCAAGAAACCCAAGGAACAGCGCUCCCUGAGACUGAGCAUCAAUGCCAGGGAGAGGAGGAGGAUGCACGACCUCAAUGAUGCCCUGGAUGGACUCAGGUCGGUUAUCCCUUAUGCCCACAGCCCUUCAGUCAGAAAACUGUCCAAAAUUGCCACCCUGCUCCUUGCCAAGAACUACAUCCUCAUGCAGGCCCAAGCCCUGGAGGAGAUGAGGAGGCUGGUGGCCUAUCUGAACCAAGGACAGACUCUCAGCAGUAACCUCACCACUUCCUUGCCUCCCUUUGGACAAUCUUCAGUGUACCCCUACCCUGGAACCAAUGUGCCCAGCACCCCCGACAAAUGCUCAGCCUUCCCUGCUGGCACCUCCAACCUGUGCAAACACUGCACAGACAAACCUUGAUGGACCUUCUCAUGCCUAGGACUACUCCAACCCCCAUCAUUGUCCCAUCAUCUUCUCAGGACUCUCGGUAAUAUUUCUCCCUACACCAGGGUUUUCCCAACCAGUGUGCCUGCAGCAGUUGCAAAACUACAACUACCAGCAUGCCUGGAGUCGUAGUUUUGCAACAGCUGGAGGCACACUGGUUGGGAAAUACUGCCCUACACUAAGCUGUGACUGGAUGGAGAUUUGGGGUUGGGGGGAUGGGGGGUCAUCAUCAUCAUGAUCAUCAUCAUCAUCAUCAGGACCACAAUCCAUGUGCAGAGAUGUUCAUACAUUGUAGGUGUGGAAUCAUUUACUCGGGUUAACAUCAAGCGACAUUUUCUUAUACGAUUGGGGCAACGAAUCGGUAAUAAAUCGGAUGUCAA